Pelobates cultripes (western spadefoot toad) is the source of this 852-nucleotide messenger RNA. The record is from the annotation of a GenBank genome assembly. NCBI's taxonomy places the organism in Eukaryota, Metazoa, Chordata, Amphibia, Anura, Pelobatidae.
AUGUCCGGUUUCUUUUCGACCCCAUCUAAAGAUAUACAAGAACGCAAAAGUGAGAAUGAAACAAAUCCAGUAAAUAUUCUUAACACCAAUAUGGAUCUUUUAAUGACGCAAGAACCAUCACUAGUUCCUGAAACAACGAAAGAAAAUUUACAGGAUCAGCUUAAAUCACUACUAGAGGCACAAUUCAACAUGCUAAAACAAGAUAUGCUUAAGAGUCUUGAAGAUAUAAAACAAGAUACUAACAGAAUUGCUAUAUCAGUGCAAGCCAUGGAAAAAAAACUUGUCUUGUUUGAUAAUCAAUUAGGCACAGUUAAUGAAACAGUGCAGUCAUUAACAAAUAAAACUCUAAUUUUGGAACAUAAAAUAGCAGCUCUAGAAGACAGAUCAAAACAAUUUAACUUAAGACUUAGAGGAAUACCUGAAGAUAUAACAACGGAGAAAUUAAAAGACUAUUUAUGCAGCCUAUUUAAAGAAGUCUCUCCUGAAAUAACUGAUUAUCAAAUAGAAAAAUUCCAUGGGAUACGAAAACCUAAUAUAAUUGUAGCACAUCUCCCAAGAGACGUUAUAGUGAGCUUCUGUUCACUUUCAGCUAAAAACAACUUGAUUAAAGCCAGACGUAUUAACCCUUUAGAAAAUUCUGCCUACAAAGAUAUAUAUUUUUUGCAAGAUCUAUCUUAUUUUACUAGAACAUGGAGGAAGUCUUUCUCAACUCUUACGGAUUUUUUGAGGAAAAAUGACAUUAGAUUUCAGUGGAAUACUCCGGCUUCCUUGAAAUUCAUUUGGAGACAAGAAAGACUUUCCUUCACUGAUUCGGAUGAAGCAAAGAGUUGGUUAGCAAGAAUUCAAAUAUGA